UUAUGAUUUAUGGCGUUAUUUGAAAAAUCAAAGUUAGAAGUGAUAAGGCGGACAUGAAGUUUGCCUUUGUCGUGUUAUUUUCGGCCGUGUUGGCGUUUGCCUACGGCCAAGCCAAUCUUCCGGCUGCGCAGCCUUGCGACGAGGCACUAUGUAAACUCCCACACUGCAGAUGUUCAUCUACAAACAUCCCCGGGGCAUUAUCAGCCAGCAAUGUACCUCAGUUUGUCCUGCUCACCUUCGAUGAUGGCGUUAACAUUGGUAACAUGGUGUUAUACCGUCAACUCUUGAAGAACCGGUUCAACUCGAACAACUGUCCUGCUGCAGCUACCUUCUUCGUUACCCAUGAAUACACCGACUACACCAUGAUCAACGAACUAUACAAUGAUGGACACGAAAUCGCUCUCCACUCAAUCAGCCAUAGAAAUUCAAUGGAAUACUGGCGGGAUGCUAGCGUUAGCACAAUGAUGAGUGAGAUUGGGGACCAAAGGAGCCAGAUUGCUCAUUUUGCAAAUAUUCCCGUUAACACCAUCCAUGGUGUUCGUUUGCCUUUCCUCCAAAUGUCUGGAAAUUCAUCUUUCCAAAUGAAGGCAGGUGCUGGUCUCACAUACGAUUCUAGUUGGCCCACCAUCGCAUUCCAAGAUCCUGGUCUUUGGCCUUAUACUCUCGACUAUAGGUCCGUUCAAGACUGCAUAAUCCCUCCGUGCCCCACUGCAUCCAUCCCUGGCCCUUGGGUCCUUCCUAUGGUGGCCUGGACUGAUUUGAGUGGAUUUCCUUGCUCGAUGGUCGACAAUUGUUACGACCACCCACAUGGUUCUGAUGACGCUGCUUGGUACAAUUUCAUCCUGAAGAACUUUGAAAGGCACUACCUCGGUAACCGCUCGCCUUUCGGCAUCUACGUCCACGAGUGGUUCGUCCGCGUCAACCCUGGACUGUGGAAGGCAUUGCAGCGCUUCGCAGGUGUCAUUAACAACAUGAAUGACGUCUAUAUGGUCAACGCUAAAGAAGUAAUAGACUGGGUACAGAACCCGGUCCCAAACAACGUAUACCGCCAGCGCCCAUGUAAGAACCUCUUGAGGACUCAGUGCUUGCCGAACAUCUGUGGGCCUCUCCCCGCUCCUGAAGGCGAGAAAAACUACUACAUGCAAGUAUGCAGCAGAUGUCCAAGCAGAUAUCCAUGGGUUGGCAACCCCCUAGGACUUUAAAUUAAAAUGUAUAUAUACUUUACCUAUACGGGAA
Messenger RNA from Maniola jurtina (meadow brown), 1236 nucleotides. Its product is annotated as chitin deacetylase 8-like. Gene Ontology annotation, molecular function: hydrolase activity, acting on carbon-nitrogen (but not peptide) bonds. The record is from RefSeq and is a predicted model, not a curated record. Lineage: Eukaryota; Metazoa; Arthropoda; Insecta; Lepidoptera; Nymphalidae. Gene Ontology annotation, biological process: carbohydrate metabolic process. The transcript is spliced from 6 exons. Bases 54 to 1202 code for a protein of 382 amino acids.